Messenger RNA from Cephus cinctus (wheat stem sawfly), 1005 nucleotides. RefSeq lists its product as uncharacterized. NCBI's taxonomy places the organism in Eukaryota, Metazoa, Arthropoda, Insecta, Hymenoptera, Cephidae. The record is from RefSeq and is a predicted model, not a curated record. The transcript is spliced from 2 exons. The coding region runs from base 547 to 894 and encodes 115 amino acids.
CUCUGCGGCUUUCGGAUUCCGAAAGAAUAUUGAACGUUAUGAGCUUCGCCACAGACGUGAAUUCGUAAGCAAUAUCCAUCGCGCACGUGUAAUUCUAUAGCCUGGAAAUCUUAUGGCUUCACGCACCUCGCAACGCGAUACCCAACGUGAUCUCUUUUUCCGAGAGGAUCGAAUUUACCAAUCGAUUACGACACUCGUGAAGUUCAAUAAUUCCAUAGGAAUUUCAAACGAUUCAAUUUCAUCGAACGUUUCUGAUGUCAGGAUUAUCAAAAAACAAAAAACAAUCACCGAGCAGCGUAACCCCGAAAAAAAAUUGAUUAAACACAUUAGGCAACUUAAUAGUGGAACAAAAUUUCAUGUAACACCCAGAUUAACUGCGAGAACAAUAUAUUAAUGCGUGUAAUGACGUAAUCUCUGGAAAUCCGUAAUCAGCAGGGCGAGGCAGGUCAUUCGGCCUGCCUUGCCAACAAGGAAUACAUUUCGAGCACAGUCAAACGGUCGAUCUUUCUUCAUUUUGCCAUGCAGCAGCAGGUUAACUGAAUAAUUAUGUACGCGGCACUCUCGCGAUUUUGCCUGACGAAUGCACAAAAGGUUUUCACAGCAUCCUUUGUAAUCGGAUACUUUGUGAAUGGACCAGUCAAGCUGCCAAAAGGCAAAAGGAAAAAGUCACGUAAUUUGGGACUGAUGGAAGCACCGUUUGAGCCUGUGCCGUUCAACUAUAAUAUUAAGCCCGGACACAAACCAAUCACUAGUUGGGAACUGUUGAUGACUCGUGCGCAAAACAUACAUAGACAUAAGACCGAACCCGGAUAUCAAGAUAUUCAAACAGACGAAAAGGAAUUGAAGCCCAUGCACUACAAUUACGACAGCAUGAAACAUAACUAUGCGCUUUAGUCUGAACUUGACAAGAUAAGCUGGAAAAAUCCAAAAUGAGUCUGAACGUUCGUAAUAAUUGUUAUAAAAUUGAAGUAACGUCAAUCAAUAAAGUUAAUUCACAACCCUGUA